AUGCUGGAUCCAUCCUCCAGCGAGGAAUCAGGCGAAGAAGUGCUGGCAGAGGAGCCUCGGGAGGCUCCGGCUGCGGUGGGUUCCCAGAGGUGUUUGCCUGCCCAAGAGCGAGAUUGUCGGAAUGAAAAGCGAUCGGGUGCCGGGCGGCCGCGACCUGCUAGUCCCAGCCCUUCGGUCUCCAGUGAGAGGGAUAAACAUGAAGAAGAAAGGCUGCAAAAAGAAAAAGAGGAGAGGAAAACUAAGUUGCAGAUCUACGUCUUUGUGCUGAGGUGUAUCGCGUACCCGUUUAAUGCCAAACAGCCCACGGACAUGGCACGCAGGCAACAGAAGCUCAACCGACAGCAGCUCCAGGCUGUGAAGGAACGCUUCCAGGCCUUCCUCAGUGGAGAGACACAGAUCGCCGCCGACGAAGCAUUCUGCAAUGCCGUGCGAAGCUACUAUGAGGUGUUCCUCAAGAGCGACCGUGUGUCCCGGAUGGUGCAGAGCGGUGGCUGUUCAGCCAGCGACUUCCGCGAGGUCUUCAAGAAGAACAUCGAGAGGCGGGUCCGUAGUCUGCCUGAAAUCGAUGGGCUGAGCAAGGAGACGGUGCUCAGCUCCUGGAUCGCCAAGUACGACGCCAUCUACAGGGGCGAUGAGGACCUGCGGAGACAGGCUCCCAGAAUGCCCUUCUGUGGCGUGUCUGAGUUGAUCCUGAGCAAAGAGCAGCUGUUGGAGAUGUUCCAGCAGAUCCUUGGCAUUAAGAAGUUUGAGCACCAGCUUCUUUAUAAUGGGUGCCAGCUGGACAACGUGGACGAACAGGCUGCGCAGAUCCGCAGGGAGCUCGACGGCAGGCUGCAGCUGGCAGAGCAAAUCGCCCGGGAGAGGAAGUAUCCAAGGUUCAUCUCCAAGGAAAUGGAGGUGAUGUACGUGGAGGAGCUGAGGGCCUCUGUGAACCUGCUGAUGGCCAAUCUGGAGAGCCUCCCUGUGUCCAAAGCCGGGGGAGAUUUCAAGCUUCAGAAGCUGAAACGUUCUCCGAUAAAUUCCUCCUUCCUGGACAUGGUGGAUGAGAAUGAGAUCAUGCUGUCCAAGUCUGAGGUGGUUUUGUUUUUCACUCUGGAGAUUGUGAUAGUGGAAGUUCAGGGGCUGACAUCAGUGGCUCCCAACCGGAUUGUGUACUGCACCAUGGAAGUAGAAGGAGGGGAGAAACUGCAGACGGACCAGGCGGAGGCCUCCAGACCACAGUGGGGCACCCAGGGGGACUUCACGACGACGUACCCCCUGCCUGUCGUCAAGGUGAAGCUCUUCACAGAGAGCACCGGCGUCUUGGCCCUCGAAGACAAGGAGCUGGGCAGGGUGGUACUGCAUCCCACUACUAACAGCCCCAAAACGGCAGAACUGCACAAGAUGGUGGUACCAAAACACAGCCCGGACACAGAUCUGAAAAUCAAGCUGGCCGUGCGCAUGGACAAGCCCCCCAACAUGAAGCACAGCGGGUAUCUGUUUGCUCGUGGACAAAGAACAUGGAAGCGCUGGAAAAGGCGUUAUUUUAUACUUGUGCAGGUCAGCCAGUACACGUUUGCCAUGUGUAGCUACCGGGAGAAAAAGGCAGAGCCGCAUGAGCUGAUGCAGCUGGACGGUUACACGGUGGACUAUGCUGAACCCCACCCAGGUCUCCAAGGUGGACGGGCAUUUUUCAGGGCAGUGAGAGAGGGGGAUCACGUGAUGUUCGCUAGCGAUCAUGAACAGGACCGUGCACUGUGGGUACAGGCCAUAUACCGGGCCACGGGUCAAUCCUACAAGCCGGUCCCACCCUCCCAGAACCAGAACUGCAGAGGGACAAACUGCCAGCCUGAUACCCCAGCCAACUUGCUCAGUGUGGACCGCUCCCAGAGGCAGGCCGUGGACGAGCUGAUUUCAGCGGCACCCGCACCUGUCGAUCACGCCUCUCUCUUCGUCGUCCUGCAGAAAUGCACACUGCAGCAUCGCAUGAGUGACUCCUUCUCCUGCCUGGGCUGGUUCAGCCCCGGGCAGGUGUUCGUGCUGGACGAGUACUGUGCCCGGUAUGGUGUGAGGGGCUGCCACCGCCACCUCAGCUACCUGAGGGACCUGAUGGAGUACUCCGAGAAGAACACCCUCAUCGACCCCACCCUCUUACACUACAGCUACGCCUUCUGCGCCUCCCACAUACACGGAAACAGGCCAGAUGGUAUGGGGACAGUCACAGAAGAGGAAAAGGAACAGUUUGAAGACAUCAAAAGCCGACUUCUAAGUCUACUGGAAAACCAGAUCGUACAUUUCAGGUACUGCUUCCCAUUUGGACGCCCGGAAGGUGCACUGAAAGCCACGUUAUCCCUGCUGGAAAGGGUAUUGAUGAAGGACAUUUCCACACCAGUCCCUCCGGACCAGCUGAGGAAGGUGGUUCAGAAAUGCCUCGAGAAAGCAGCUCUGGUCAAUUACUCCCAGCUCACUGACUACGCCAGAAUUGAAGGGAAUGCCCACGCCGGCCCGGAGAAGAGCAUGGAGGACGUCAUCCGGCUGGGAGAGCUGUGCAUCGAGGUCCUGCAGCAGAACGAAGAGCACCACGCGGAGGCUUUCUCCUGGUGGCCAGAGGCCAUGGCAGAACAUGCAGAGACCUUCUGGUCCCUGUACACUGUAGACAUGGACGCUGCUCUGCAGGUGCAGCCCCCAGACUCCUGGGACGGCUUCGCCCACUUCCAGCUACUCAACAACUUCCUGCGGACUGACCCUUAUCUGUGCAACGGGACGUUUCACAAGCACCUGCAGAAUCACUUCAUGCCGUUGGUCGUGCGCUACAUUGACCUAAUGGAGUCCUCCAUCGCCCAGUCCGUGCAUCGGGGCUUUGAGCAGGAGACGUGGCAGUCAGUCAAGACGAUAACAGAAAACCUCCCCAGUGUCCCUCUGCCCAAAGUUCCUGGCCUGCCCCUCAUCCUUCCCCAGCUGCCCAGCUUUUCAGCGCCCUCAUGGAUGGGCCCGCUGUGUGACCACAACUUGCAAGGAAUUAAUUUGGCCAACAUCUUUAAUGGCUCAGCAACGUCUGAAGACCUCUUCUGGAAGCUAGAAGCCCUGCAGAUGUUUGUGCUGGACCUGCGGUGGCCUGAGCCCGAGUUCGCGAGGCACCUGGAGCAGAGGCUCAAACUCAUGGCCAGUGACAUGGUGGAGGCCUGCGUCAGGAGAACAAAAGCUGCUUUCGAUUCCAAGAUGCAGAAGGCCGGCAAGUCGACUGACUUCCGGGUGUCCCUGUCCGUCUGCACCAUGUUCAAUGUGCUGAUGGACGCCAAAAAGCAGUCUUCCAGACUCUGCGUGUUGGACUCCGGCCAGGAGACUGACAAACAAUGGCAACAGUACCACUCCAAAAUCGACGUCCUGAUCGACGAGUCCUUUAAGGAGAUGAUUUCCUCCCUGGUUUCGAAGUUUGCGGCCGUCCUGGACGGCCUGCUGUCCAAACUCUCCAGGUACGACGAAGGAACCUUCUUUUCCUCCAUCCUGUCUUUCACUGCGAAGGCUGCGGCCAAAUAUGUGGAUGUUCCCAAACCUGGGAUGGACCUGGCAGAUGCGUACAUUACUUUUGUGAGGGAAAACCAGGACAUCCUUAGAGACAAGGUCACAGAUGAGAUGUACACAGAGAAGGUGUUUGAGCAAUGGUACACUAACUCCACAAAGGCCAUGUGCAUUUGGCUCACGGACAGACUGGACCAGCAGCUCCACGUCUACCAGCUGAAGACCCUCAUUAAGAUCGUGAAGAAGACCUACCGCGAUUUCAGACUGCAGGGGGUGCUGGAGGGAACCCUGAACAAUAAGAGCUAUGAGGCCAUAUACAACCGGCUGACGAUGGAGGAAGCGACCACAUCUGUCACCGGUGGCAACAGCCUCCAGGGCAUAUCUAUGAGAGACAGUGAAGAAGAGGAGGGCUAGAGACCACCUAUAACUGACAUAAGGAGACACCCUCAUCCAUUUUUUUUAACAAAAGACUGAACAUUUCAUAAUAAACUUUAUGCCACACACUCCAAUAAACAAGUGCAUUAAAAGCCUGGCAUUAUUAAAAGUCCCCUGCCAUCUGCACUUGUGCAGUGCGGCUGCAGUGGAUACCAGAUGCACAAAACGUGUCUGUGCGUUGCUCUUUUAAAUCCCAUCUGUAUGGACCAAAAUAACAGAUGUGUUGUGUGCUUGCAUUGCGGUUCCUGAAGUAAAUAUCUAUGGCUGCUAGCACUAGCAUUUGAAAUGUUAAUUUAACAGGUGUAGGAACGCGCCACGUGGCUUGUUAUGAAAUAAUAUUAUAUCAUCUGACAUUGUGUUUUCCUGUAGUAAGAGAGAGGUAUUGGGGAGUGGCGUCUUCUUGUUACUGUAUGAACUAUGAAUGUGUCUCACUUUGCCCUACAGACCAAAGCACUUUUUUCGUAGUAGACGAGGUAAUUGCUGUUUCAUUGCUGGAAAUAGUGUACACAGUAGUUAAUCUAUGUCUAGUUAUUAACAAGAUUGUGUAAAUCAUACGUAAGCUAUUGUUAAAGUCUUCUCUGUAGACAUAAUUCCAGGAUAGGUUUUUAUGUGACAUUAUUCAGUGAAAACUAACUGGGAAAAACAAAAACAAUAUUUAUAUUGUCAUUUGUGCACCUGUAUUUGACCAGGUGUGUUCUAAGUGUUUGAAUAAAAGUGUUUUAAUGUAA
Brienomyrus brachyistius is the source of this 4661-nucleotide messenger RNA. It is a transcript of the gene cadps2, whose product is annotated as Ca++-dependent secretion activator 2. Gene Ontology annotation, biological process: synaptic vesicle exocytosis; positive regulation of exocytosis; dense core granule exocytosis. NCBI's taxonomy places the organism in Eukaryota, Metazoa, Chordata, Actinopteri, Osteoglossiformes, Mormyridae. The record is from RefSeq and is a predicted model, not a curated record. Gene Ontology annotation, cellular component: glutamatergic synapse.